UGCAAAUGUCAUGAAUGUCGUUCCUUCACACAAAAGGCUACCCACACCCCAAAGGUUGAGGCUUUACUUUUCGUUUAGUUCACAUUUUGUGUUGCUGAACAAUGAUUGUUUCCAAAGCCGCUCGCCUUGGAUGGAGCAGUUCCGCCGUCUAUCUUGAGCCAGCACUUCGACAAAGGGCUGUGGCGACGUCCAUCAACCUCAAUAGUUUCCAUGCCCGAUCGGCGGCAAAUCCCUCAGUUAUGGCUAGCUCAACGACGUCGUCGGCACUAAGUAGCUUUUCUAGCUCAAUCAUUGAUCGCGUCUCUUCACUGAGUCCGACGGAAGCCAUCGUACCACUGAUUGGGAUUGUGUCUCUCUUGACGUUGUUUCGGUAUCGUAACGCCAUUCGCAAGCGUAUUCAACAAAUCGAGGAAGAAUCCUUACUCUUUGGGAUGGGAUUGCAAAUGAAGCGUAUCAAAUCCACCGAUGACAGAGCCCUCCUUGAGACGACCACUUUCCGAAAUCUCAAACUUCUCGAAUUAAACCCCGAAUUUCGCUCUAAAUACGAAGCUAAGGGCUGGCAGCUAACGAGUCUCGGCGAAUACCUCGCCUCUCUCCGACCCAAAAUGCUGCCCAAACAGCUUGACAUGAAAGCGAUGCCGCUUAUAAUUCAAUCCGAAAUUGAAGCGGGAUUGUCGGCAGCCCUACUCAAGGCUCUGGGUCCGAACCUCGGUCGAGCUGUUUUGCCCGCUGUCGGCACUGGUCUCGUUCAAAACAAGGCCAAAUCUGUUGCAUCCGGUAUUGCCACUCGUUGGCUAUUAAGUAAGCAACAGGAGGAUGUGGACAAGGGUGGAAUUCCCAUCAAUUUGCUCAAUUUGUUGGCCUUGUCUGACGCAAACGCCAAGUUCGAUGCGGAAGAAAAGCUGGCCCGAAAAGUACAGGAGGAAAGCUCGAUACCUCCGCGACCAGAACCGUCGGCUAUGGAGAAAAUGAAACUAGGAGAAAUCGGAUACACUCUGGCCGGGAGUCCUUCAUUUGCACCACUGGAGGAAAAUGACGAAAAGCAGAUCUCAUCAAGCGCGACACGCGUGAAUGGGAGCACGCGGCAGACUAGACGCACUCUUGUGCCCCAAAAUUUCGUGGUCUCCAGCGACUUUGAGGCAGCCGUCACCGGUAUGGAGGACGCAAUUCGCGCUCAAUCGGUCUGUGAAGGACAUUCUACCAAGGACGAAGACUUUGUGCGUGAAGGCAUUCGCGAACUCGACGACGAGAAUGAUGCCCACACCAUAGCAGAUUGCAAGCAUAGUAAGACCUAUAACUCUGAAGGUCGUGACAUGGCGGAGCCCAUGGAAUUGAACCCCCGCCUUUUUCCCGACCUGUACUUCGGUUGGGGUGACGCCAAGUGUCCUUACACCAACCAGGAAGUCAUCCGUAAUCGGCUAAUGUCCGUCCUCUUAAAUCGUCUGGGGGCAAACUACAACCGUCAUGUUCACGGCGACGAAGAAAAUCUUUUUACUGUUCAAAUGAUUGAAGGCGGAAAAAUGAUCACCAAGCCCAGUGAUUUUAUUCAAGCUCUCGUCGAUUCCGGACACGAAAUUGAGGUGGUCCCGACCUCACAUGUGACCACUUUCGGAAUUUCGCUUUGUGUCAAAGAAGGCGACGGGUCUUUCUCGAACAUUCCUCUGGCGUGUUUCUUGGAAAGCGGCUACGAAGACAAGGACGGCAACAUGGCAUCAGUCGCCAUGCCGCACUCUGGUCUCGAUAUGGACAUCAAGGGACCACUCAUUGGUAAACGGACGGAUGGGUCUGACGGUAUGUGCUCUAUUCAGCACUUUAUUGCUGUCGACGGAUUUUGCGGUUGGCACUCCAAUCACAACGCAGAAGUACCUUGGUUGCGUGGUGUCGAGUGUGGCCACCGCGUGACGGGCACAAAGGCAGUACGGGCAACUCGGCUAGCGGGCCUCUACGCGAACGUGCUAAAUGGACUAGCAACGGAUUUGGACUUGCCUCGUGGUGGGUAUGGUUUGACAGCGGUCUGUAAUGACUCUGCAGCUGUCAUUGAGCAAUGUCUAUAUGGUACAAACAGCAUCUACCCUAUGACUUCAAUUGGACGAUUCAUGAUGCGGACGGCUCGGUAUGUCUCAGAUUUUCGUGAGAAAUUAGAAGGCUAUGGGGGGAUGGAAGAAGAGCUGGAAGACCUGUGCGCUAUCCUAAACGCCAUGAAAAAGCUUCCUUCCGAUAUCAAUGCAUCACCAACCAACGCUGAAAGUGCGGCUAGACGCAUUCUGCACACGCUGCCACCAGAUAUGGGAUUUCAAAUGAUGGUUGACUGCAAAAAGAUUAUGGAAUCGAUCUUGGAGGAAGAAGUUGUGGGGGAGGUUGCCGCAAGCAAAGUUGCUGACUAG
Phaeodactylum tricornutum CCAP 1055/1 is the source of this 2384-nucleotide messenger RNA. RefSeq lists its product with no specific name. Lineage: Eukaryota; Bacillariophyta; Bacillariophyceae; Surirellales; Neidiaceae. The record is from RefSeq and is a predicted model, not a curated record. The transcript has a single exon. Bases 102 to 2384 code for a protein of 760 amino acids.